Eimeria mitis is the source of this 711-nucleotide messenger RNA. RefSeq lists its product as uncharacterized. The record is from RefSeq and is a predicted model, not a curated record. Lineage: Eukaryota; Apicomplexa; Conoidasida; Eucoccidiorida; Eimeriidae. The transcript has 8 exons. The coding region runs from base 1 to 711 and encodes 236 amino acids.
AUGCUGGUUUUAUCGGCCUAUUUUGAAGAAUUUACGAGGCGUGAAGCUGCAUGGAAGAUACAAGAACAGAACCUGGCCGUUGAUAGGGAGAAGGAGCUGAUAGGAGAGAUGGAAAUAAAUGAAGAAGACAAAAGGAGGUUAAUUGAGUGUGACCUGAGGGGGGAGUGGUGGGAGGAGUGGUGGGAGGGUUUAGAAGACCCAGCAGUAAGAGCAGAAAGAAAAACAAGAAGAAAAUUAGAGGUUGAGGAUGAUGCUGCUGAUGCUGCAGCAGAGCAGCAGGAGCUGCUAGCACAGCAGCAGCAGCAGCAGCAGCAGCAGCAGCAGCAGCAGCAGCAGCAGCACAGUGGUGAUGAACGGCAGCAGCAGCAGCAAUCUUAUAAAAAAGACAGCAGCAAAGACAAACAUAAAUACAGCAGCAGCAGCAGCAGCAGCAGCAACAGCAGCAGCAGCAGCAGCAGCAGCGGAGACAAAGACAAAGCCAGAAGCACAGACAAAACCAAAUCGCACGACGGCUCUAAGACCAGCACCAGCAGCAGCAGCAGCAGCAGCAGCAGCAGCAGCAGCAGCAGCAGCAGCAGGAAGUCUACAAAAGAACUACGUAAAUAUUUUAAUGAUGAAGAUGAAUUAGAGGAAGGAAUAAAACAUAAACCACUAACAAAGCUUGAGGACCACAGAGAUGUUAUAAAUAAAGGUACCUACGGAGAAGGCUGA